Molecule: messenger RNA, 261 nt
Organism: Danaus chrysippus (African queen)
Lineage: Eukaryota; Metazoa; Arthropoda; Insecta; Lepidoptera; Nymphalidae
Source: the annotation of a GenBank genome assembly
AUGGCCGAUCAAUCCCAAGAGCAAAAGUUGGCGCCAACAACUGCGCCAUCCACCUCAACCAGUCAAAAACCGGCAAGGAAACCUGUUAUUAAGACUGUUAAACAAACAUCUACCAAAACAGCAGUAACACCAACAAAACAGAGGACUUUAAGGCAGAAAAAAAAAGACGUUGGGCAGCAAGACCUCCAUGCGCUUCGACAUGAAGCUCAAGGGGAUGCAUCACCUACAGAAACAGAAGCCCGUGGGGGUCCGGACCUAUAA